Messenger RNA from Suncus etruscus (white-toothed pygmy shrew), 2257 nucleotides. It is a transcript of the gene SERINC3, whose product is annotated as serine incorporator 3. The record is from RefSeq and is a predicted model, not a curated record. The transcript has 10 exons. Lineage: Eukaryota; Metazoa; Chordata; Mammalia; Eulipotyphla; Soricidae. The coding region runs from base 83 to 1492 and encodes 469 amino acids. Gene Ontology annotation, cellular component: membrane.
GUCUCCGAAACGCCUCAACAGCGAGAGCCGCCGCGGUCAGAAAGAAUCCUCGGGAGCUGCUGGCUCCGUCCGCCCUGCCAUCAUGGGGACUGUGCUGGGCGUCUGCUCCCUCGCCAGCUGGGUCCCGUGCCUUUGCAGUGGUGCAUCAUGCUUGCUGUGUCGUUGCUGUCCCAACACCGAAAACUCCUUUGUGACUCGCCUCAUAUAUGCUUUCCUAGUCCUCUUGGGCACUGCCACCUGUUUCAUCAUGCGCACUGGAACCCUGAACGCUCAGCUGAAGAAGAUCCCUGGAUUCUGUGAAGGAGGAUUUAAAAUCAAUUCAACUGAGAUGAUGACAGAUAAAAGUUGUGACGUGCUGGUGGAUUAUAAAGCUGUCUACCGAAUCAACUUUGCUUUGGCCAUCUUCUUCUUUGUGUUUUUUCUGCUUAUGUUAAAUGUUAAAACAAGUAAAGACCCCAGAGCAGCAGUACAUAAUGGGUUUUGGUUCUUCAAAAUUGCCGCUAUCAUUGGUAUCAUGGUUGGUUCUUUCUACAUUCCUGGAGGCCAUUUUACCACAGCCUGGUUUGUUAUUGGUAUAAUUGGGGCCAUCUUAUUCAUUCUCAUCCAGCUGGUACUGUUGGUUGACUUUGCUCACUCUUGGAAUGAAAGCUGGGUAAAUCGAAUGGAAGAGGGAAACUCAAGAUGCUGGUAUGCUGCUUUACUGUCCUCCACCAGCAUUUUCUACAUUAUUUCAAUUGUGGAGAUUGCUUUGCUCUAUGCAUACUACACCAAACCAGAUGGCUGCACAGAGAACAAGUUCUUCAUCAGUAUUAAUCUCAUCCUUUGUGUUGUCAUUUCCGUUCUAUCCAUCCUCCCUAAAAUCCAGGAACUUCAGCCUCGUUCAGGCCUCCUGCAGUCUUCUAUCAUUACCUUUUACACCAUGUACUUAACAUGGUCAGCCAUCAACAAUGGAUCUGAUCAUCACUGCAACCCUGGCCUGUUGAACAUAAUCACACAAAUGUACACACCUCGCAACAACACCACUCCCGUCCCCACCAAGAUUCCGCUGACCAACAAAGACCAUUCCCUGGAUUCAGAGAGCUAUGUUGGACUGAUUGUUUUUGUUUUCUGCCUUCUGUAUUCGAGUUUCCGUAAUUCUAGCAACAGUCAAGUCAGUAAGCUGACCCUGUCAGGAAGUGAUAGCGUAAUCCUCAAUGACACGGCAGUCAAUGGCGCUGGUGAUGAGGAAGAUGGACAUCCUCGGCGGGUUCUGGACAAUGAGAAAGACGGAGUGAAGUACAGCUAUGCUGCCUUCCACUUCAUGCUCUGCUUGGCUUCCUUAUACAUCAUGUUGACAUUGACUAACUGGUACAGCCCUGAUGCAGAGUUUCAGAGUGUGACCAGCAAGUGGCCAGUAGUGUGGGUCAAGAUGGCCUCCAGCUGGGUCUGCUUAGCCGUGUAUGUCUGGACCCUUGUGGCACCACUUCUCUGCCCCAAUCGAGACUUCAGCUGAACCUCUGAAGGUUGCACCAAGGUUUCAUUGACUGAAAGCCCACAUGCUUCUUAUCUUCGUUUCACUAAAAAUUUAAGCAAAUGCUUAGCAAUGACUGUAUCCAGCUUACUAUCACAGUGCAGGAGUAAUAUGCUUGAUGCAGGACCUGAAAAUGUAACUUAUAUGUAUAUGAUGUUCAUUUGUAAGGAUUUAUUGCAGAGAGAAGAUUUUUGCAUUUUAAAGUGAUUACAGCUGUGCUGUCAUGGGAGUUCUUUAUUAAGAUCUAUAGGAUCGUAAAACUUUGAUUUAAAAUGUAAGAUAUAAAAAUGUUAGAUAUUUGAGGCCAUCAGUAAUAUAUUUAUAUUGCAUAUCCUUAAAAGGCAAAAAAGAAAAGCAUUUCUAUGACAAUUUCCUCUGUGAAGAUCUUGAUAUGUCAUAUAACUCUGUUUAUUCCCUAAAUGCUUGAGGUCAUAGUAUUGGGGGACAGAGGAUAUGCAUCGGUUCUACAGAAGGAGGGGGUUGAAGAAAUGGCAUCUGCUUUUAUGUCUAGAGAGUUUUAUUUACAUUUUUCUACUACAGCAAGUGAUGCUACUAGAUUCAGGUCAUGGCUUUGCCAGAAAUGUUACUAUUAAUACAUGCUUUAUAGGUUUGGUAAGAUGAUUCACUUGGCAAAGCAUUACACCUUUGAUGUGUGUAAUUAUCUUGUUAUAAGUAUGUACAUGUAAAAUGCAUGUGAAUCAUUAUAUUUGCACUAUGAAGGUAUUUGAUUAAAAUUGAAAGACUUAA